Messenger RNA from Dibothriocephalus latus, 381 nucleotides. The record is from the annotation of a GenBank genome assembly. Lineage: Eukaryota; Metazoa; Platyhelminthes; Cestoda; Diphyllobothriidea; Diphyllobothriidae.
AUGCUUGCGUCCUCAGAAUUUCAGCUUCGGUAUGCUUUGUUGUCGAAGGAAGCUCUGCGUCGGUCGAAGCUGGACGAACUGAAGAUCAAAUAUGGCCUUAAGGGCCCCAGAGCGCCGAAGCCAGUGCCAACCAAUGACAACUACCAAGACCGGGCAGCCAAGCGUCGCCUAACCGAAAAGCAAGAAGGCAGUAAGGCCAACGGUGGAGAUUAUGCCGGGGCUAAAUCCUCCUGUCGACCUGUUCAGGCCAGUGUAUUUACGCCAAUCGACGAAGAGAACGUCGGUUCACGUCUCCUAGCUAAGAUGGGCUGGAGUCGCGGUGAGGGUCUUGGCAAGGCCGGAAGUGGGAUUACUGAACCGGUGAGUCCUUUCAGUCAGUAA